Molecule: messenger RNA, 837 nt
Organism: Didymella exigua CBS 183.55
Lineage: Eukaryota; Fungi; Ascomycota; Dothideomycetes; Pleosporales; Didymellaceae
Exons: 4
Coding region: 199-789 (196 amino acids)
Source: RefSeq, a predicted model, not a curated record
AAAGGUCAAUAAUAAAGCUUUCCCUUCCCCAGAAAGUCGGUAACCGAUCAACACUCUGCUGUACACUCGUUCUUUGCACAGAUUCAUUUCUUCAAUUGCACAACACUCACUCGCUAAUUUGUCAAUACCUAUUCUAAUUCGAAUUCGACCUUCGCUUUUUUAUACGCUUCAGUUGUAUAACGCAACUAAACCUUCAAAAUGAAGUACACCGCUGUUCUCUUCGCCUUCGCUGCCGGCGCUUUCGCCCAGUCAUCCACCAUCACCAGCGCGCCUGCAACUACCGCUGCUGCCGGAACGUCUCCUUCUAUCAGCUGUGUCUCGGCUUGCGCUGCCGGCGAUGUUACUUGCCAGGCUUCUUGCUUGGGCAUUGCACGUCCCAACUCUUCCCAGGCCGUAGAGACCACCGAGUGCGCCGCGAAGUGCGACCAGGGUGACGGCACUGCCGAGGCCACCCAGAAGUACUCCGACUGCGUUCAGGGCUGCAUUGCCAGCCUCUUCCCUUCCUCUCAGACUGUCAGCAUUCCCGGCGCUGCUGCCGCUGCUUCGGGCAGCGGUGCAUCCGGCUCUGCUGCCGCCACGGGCUCCAACCGCGCAUCUGUGCCACUCGCAUUGAGGGUGCUGGUCUUGCUGGUCUUGCUGGUCUCCUGGCUGCUCUCGCCUUCUAGGACGGUCUGCAGACAACUAGCAAACACCAUCUUUUCCUUUCUACACCAAAUAUCGGGUCCGGCGUGCAUUAGGGGUUUGCACGUUCAGCGGGUGCGUAGUCGUGGUGAUACAGCUGAGGGGUGAAAACGGCAGUAUGUUUGUGUUCCGUGGUCUUAACAGUUGUGAACCAAU